Messenger RNA from Alosa alosa (allis shad), 1003 nucleotides. RefSeq names its product UBAP1-MVB12-associated (UMA) domain containing 1 (gene umad1). Lineage: Eukaryota; Metazoa; Chordata; Actinopteri; Clupeiformes; Clupeidae. Bases 462 to 878 code for a protein of 138 amino acids. The record is from RefSeq and is a predicted model, not a curated record. The transcript has 5 exons.
AAAUAAUAAUAAAAAUAACAAUACGUCUGUAGCACAGUACAUAUAUAACAAGAAUAUAACAGGAAUGUAUUGACCGAAAUCAGUUAAUAACCACGAUUAUCGUUUUCAACCUUUAACAAACUCACUGACAUUUGAAGAUCCAGUCAUUAAUUUAUAAUGUAUAAAAUAUGUCAGGGCAAAACACUAGGUUAAAAUCAAAGUGAAAUGUGUAAUUGAAUGUCUAUGGUAUAUAAAGAAAUCUGUAUGCUUUAAAGCGUUUUAAAAAAGGAAAACUGUUACGCUGACUUUUAUGUGGGCUGUUGUUUCGACUCGGAUCAAUUUAUGUUAACGCCCGACACACACUGCAUAAGAACUUGUAAACAAAAACAGAACCGAGGCCUUGUUCAUAAUUUAUAAUAGACAGUGAAAGACAUCGAAUUAUUUAUUCGACGCAAGGAGUCGAGUCAGCACCACUAUUCAGGAUGUUAAGUUUUUUCGGACUACGGAAAGACCAAUCCAAAAAGCCUUCAGCCGAGAGGGAGCUGGAUGGAUUCGUAAUCAUCGGAGAGACGGUAGAGGAGCAGAGGCAGGGCAUGAAUACACUAAAUGUGAUCUCUACUCACGUCCUGCUGUUCUCUCCAGCCCCCCAGAGGCCGUCCGGCGCCGAGUGGCCCCCGAGCCCGGCGCACGGUAGUGGAGGCGAUGCGGCGGCGGUGCCCUCGCUGCCCGAGCUCCUGGCAGACGUGCCGUUCGCGCUGGCGCCGCACAUCCUCGCCGUGCAGACGGGCCGGCCCGCGCUGCUGCUGCCCGACCUCGUCCUCAACGGCGACAUCAACCACAACCUCGACAACUUCCGCUACGACUUCACGCUGGAGAACUCUGUCCUCAAUGAGCCCUGAGGGAUGCUGGGAGUCAGCCGAUAGUCAGCCGGAACUGACUGCAACCACCUCCCCUCCCACCCCCUCCACACACACACACACACACACACACGCACGGACACACACACACACACACACAUACACGC